CACAGAGGAAUAAAGGAGCGACGAUCGUCUGUUUUACUGAGAGAUGACAUUAUAAAACCAGUCGAGAAUGAAAAUGCGACCAUUAACCAAAUAAAAACAGAGGGUGGAGAACCAGUGAUCGAAGUCAGUUGUGACGAUACCUACAAAACCGGUCAUCGGAAGAAGAAGAGAAAACAUAGCAGUCGGUCCAAUGCUCCGUCUGCCAGAGAAUCCACUGUAAUGUCACCGGACAUAGGUUCGAUUCUGAGUGGGACCGAUACUGAGACAGCUGUGGCAAUUGGGAUUCCGGACGGGGCGGAUAAGUACGAACUGACGAGGGAUGUGUUUGACAACAAUUUAACGAAGCUGAAAGAAGUAUGGAAAAAAGACAUCGUUCGUCUGAAUCAGUUUGUGGAGGCGUUGGAUGUGCAUGAAACUACUCCUGUCCAUUUGGCAUUCAGAAUGCGACGCAAAGAGUACUUGGCCCUGUUCUUCGACAAAGUUCACUCCUCCUUCUUCGAACGCAACCUCUCUCUUCUGGAUGAGGCCAUCAACUACAAAGACAAGGUGUAUGUGAGAGAGAUGUUCAUGCACCAAUUAGAGUUUGGAUCGAAGAUAGCGAGUAUCUCAUUCGACCUGCUGGCGAGGAUGAUCUACCGCACGAACGACUUCUACAGCACCUUCAAUUGGAACGUGAAGACGUGGGUUCCUCUGGUGUCCAAGCUGCUGCCUCACGAUACCACUAUCAUCUACAAGUACGGACAGUGUGUCAGGAUAGACACACGGUACAGAGUGCUGGGCGUGAAAAUUCCCAAGGUCAACGGACACACCUCCAUCCUCUACAACCCAGAAGUGUUUGAUGACAAGAUGGUGGUGAUCGACAGGGUCAAGAACCUCUACAUGUACCUAACGAAGGCGUCCUUUGAGAAGCACGGGGCACCCACUGAAAAGUGGCUGAAGAAGGAGGUGGAGGCAAUUAUGAAGAAGGGCGAAUUGUCUGCCGAAUUAGACUGGAAAAGCAUCCAGUUCAAGCCAGAGAACAAAAAAGGAAAACAGAAGGAGAAAGUGAUUGGAGGGUACCCUGCCGACCGGUACAAGUGGUCAAAUGUGCGACUAUCUGUGAAGACGCGGAAGACAUACAUAAACGAUCUCUCCAACUUCAACGGCAACUUCGACGAGUACAUGGCGGGUCAACUACCCGAGCAACCGGUCGAACAGCCGAUAGUUAAAGAGUCCGAAAAAGAAUUCAGAGGACGAAUAGCCUUCUCCAAGACUUUCCCGCUCGACUUUCCCGAGCUGUUGUCCCUUAUAGAUGUCGAGGCGCCAAUGAUCAGGAAAAUUUUUACGGAGCUUGCGGAGUAUGACAAAAAUGCGGAUAAAUUACCGGAAGGUUUCCCAGUUUUCCUGGAACUCCCAGUAGCGCCAGGAGCGAAAUUCUACCUUCGCAUCACAGAUUAUGCGCGUGAAUGCCCGGCUUAUGUCGCUCAAGAUGAAAAUUUCUUCGUCAUUCCGAAGGAUGCAAGAAGAAGUUAUCAAUUUGACUGGUACUGA
Messenger RNA from Symsagittifera roscoffensis, 1530 nucleotides. RefSeq names its product ankyrin repeat domain-containing protein 13C-like. The record is from RefSeq and is a predicted model, not a curated record. The coding region runs from base 220 to 1530 and encodes 436 amino acids. The transcript is spliced from 7 exons. Gene Ontology annotation, cellular component: cytoplasm. NCBI's taxonomy places the organism in Eukaryota, Metazoa, Xenacoelomorpha, Acoela, Convolutidae.